Molecule: messenger RNA, 4360 nt
Organism: Macadamia integrifolia
Lineage: Eukaryota; Viridiplantae; Streptophyta; Magnoliopsida; Proteales; Proteaceae
Exons: 3
Coding region: 196-351 (51 amino acids)
Source: RefSeq, a predicted model, not a curated record
CCCCAGCAGGUAGGUAAAAAAUGGGAGUUCACAAGCUAUGCCUCUCACGUCAACUUGACGGACGUUACCCGACUCAGCUUCUUCGAGAAGUUCAUCCAUCAGUAACUGUGAACCUAAAUUUAUUUGGGUAAGAAACUAGUGUGAACCUAAUUUGAUUGUUUGAAAACCAGUCUCUCUCUCUCUCGGGAGCAGCUAAUGGCGAAGGACCAACAAUCAAUACCUCGGCCAUGGAUCCUCGAAGCUGUUCCUCUCUUGGUCGUUGUUUUAAUCGCCGCUCACGUCAUCUCUUUGGUUUACUGGAUAUACCGGCUAGCCACUGAAAGACAACCUCAGCGAAGGAAGGCGCAUUAGUAACGCAGCAUGUGUAGUUAUGGGGAAGGUGAAUGAAUUCUUUCAACUGCCCCUCUUGCCUUUUAGGAGCUGCUUUUGACCAUCAAGAUGUCUGGUGUAGCCACUUUGGUGUGAUUGAUCAACUAUCUUUGGUUGCCUAUAAAUCUUGUCUCAUGCCUAGGCAAAGAUGUCAUAUCAAAUGGGUUGAUGACUUCGUUCAAACAGAGAACCGCCCUGAGUCAUGUUCACUAUAAGACCGAUCUGAUUGCAAAAAACUUGUUACCAUUAAGUUGGGAUAAGGUUGAGUUUGAUGUUGUUGUUGUUGAAAAUUGGCACCCCUGCAAGUUUCUUCUCUGUGAAUCUAUGAGAGGAUGAGGAUACAAACUCAGUCACUACACUCUUUGCUUCGGCCAUUGAUGCAAAGAAAACAACAAGCAAUUGCCCACAAAACCCUAAAAAAUUUGAUCUCAAGAACGCUGUUUGAGAGAAAAUCGAUAGCCUUGCUCCGGAGAAAAAUCAAUCCACAAGAGAUUGAUCCAACAACCAAUCAAUCUUAACAAAGUAACUAUCAAAAGAGAUCAGUCGAUCUCCCAAAAACCUAACAAAGCCGAUCCAUAAAAUACCUGGCCAAAGUCGAUUUUCCAUAGUUACCUGAAAAAAAUUGAUUUUUUCAAAACCCUGACAAAAUCGAUUUCUCCAAAAGAUUGAACUUUGGACUUCAAUCUCUAAUCCAUAAAUCAGUAGUCAUAGAUGAGACAUAGUUCUUAAAGCUGGUCAUGAACUAGUCCUUAGAAUUCACACAAAAAAAAAAAAAAAAAAAUGGGUGAUGCGCCCCUUUAAAGAGAAAUCGAAAGAAACUUCAAAACACGUUUCUUGAUGGUCACUCACUCUUGAUGGAAGAAGGAACUUGUGUGGAUGAAAACCUGUAAUAAUUGUAUCAGUCCCUGAGGAUCAUGCUUUGAUACCAUGUAAAGAAGAGGGAAAAGAGUGAAGAGAGAUGGCUGUAACCUUUGGGAGUCAAAACCUUACAUUGAGACUUCCACUUCAUUCAAUAUAAACAAUAACUCAUAACCCUACCACUUUAUUCAAUAUAAAUAAUAAGACAUAACCCCUACAAGAGCAUAAAAGGAACUACACUAGCAAUAAGACAAAAGACAACCAAAAAGAAAGGGAGAGAGAAUCUCUAUUGCUAAUCGAUAGACUCUCUCUCCCUCCCCCUCACUCGACACUUCUAACAUUGUUGUUGUUGUCCAUGUCAUGAUAUAUUCAUCAGGUCAGUUUCAGUAAAAAAAAAAAAAAAAGAUUUUGAUAUGUGGAGAUAUGAACCUGAAUAUAGUUGAGAAGUUACCCUUGAACACUAUAGGUCAAUGGUCGAAUAAUGGGAAAAGUAAGGGUGUCAACCGGUUUAGUAUUCGGUAUGGUCCAGUAGGCCAAUAGUCAAUACUGAAACAGUACCAUACCGAGAAAAAUGCCUACAUUUCAAUACCAAUACUGUACUGGCUCGGUACGAAUACGGUUUCAGUACAAUAUUUUUUCCAUGUUUUUGCCUUAUAUAUAUUCGGUAAUUCAGUAUUUCAGUAUGGUUUCAGUAUUCCGGCACGGUUUGGUACAUAUAGAACGGUUUUGUCUUAAAAACCAAUAUUUUACCGAACCGUGGAAGAGACCAUUUUGUCAUACCGAAACCGUACCGAGUCUCCUUUGGUAUGGUAAUUCGAUAUAGUUUCGGUGAUAGUAUAUGGUAUAAUUACCGAAUUGACACCCUUAAGGGAAAGUUCUACACGUACUGUGCCCUGAAACUUGUAAGUUGUAAUAUGACUAAUCCCAAGGGUUACCUAUCUAUCAGGUGUUGGUUUUGAGAUGAAACCCCACAUGAUUACCCUUGGAUUUAACCGUAUUUCCCAUGAGUUCAUUAAAGCAAGAGCACAAAAUAUUGAGAAAUGAUUUGUCCGUGAAAUAGAAGUAAAUAAAUGCCUAUUUUCAAUUUUAUAUUUAUACUAAUUUCUAUUUCUUAGAAACAAGCCCCAACAACUAUACCAAACAUCGACAGAAAUAGAAAUGGGUCCCAAAAAUAAAAGUAGAAUUCAUACCAAAGGCAGCCUAAGCAUAAAUUAUUUUGGGAUAUGAUUUCAAAGGUUGUUAACUGAUUUUUGCAGAGAAAAGUUGAGUUGGUUGAAUUAUGUGGUUUUGAGGAUGUCUAAAGUCUUCUUCAUAUCUGGUUGUUUUCUAUACAUACACUCUGCGCCUUUUGGCCUUAUAUGGUUAUUAUAGAAUGUUUUCCAUUUCUUCUUACUUUUGGUUGUGGCUUACCUGUACAAAUAAAAUUUCUUCUAUAUCUCAGGGAAAAAAAAAAAAGAGUGAAAAUGCUAGUGAUGAGCCUUACAGUUAUAAGUUCAAGAACCUAGGGGAUCAUCUUCAAGAACAUAGAGUUUAUUCUAGGAUUGAAAAUCAGGGUCAAGUUCAGGAAUUAAGGGUUAAAUAUAGUGAGGGAUCUAACCUGUACUUAAUGCAAUAAUUGCAUCGCAUUAUCUUGAGCAAGUAUUAGAUGGCAUUACAACAUAUGAAAUUACCAUGCUAGGUGUUGUGAGAGAACACUACAGCAUAAUAGCUUCAAAGAGAUUAAUUCGGAGAUUUUCUAUUUCAUUAUUCUUACUUUCUUUAGAAUACUUACUAUCUCACAAAAUCCCGCCAUUUUGGUCAGACUCUUAGAAGAAUUAAUACUGACCUCCUGAAGCAUGAUAACUACCAAGCACUUAUUUCUCCAAUUUUUUUGGAUUCCAGUAGCAUUUUGAGGUGCAGGUAGCAACAUCACCUCUCAGGUCACAGCUUUCUUCAAUUUUGGCAUUCUUGAAGGCUGCUAUGCUGAAAAUCCUAGAAAAAUCUCUCCUAUUCUGAAAAAUCUUGAUUGAAUGAAGAUCUUUGCUUUCAGAAAUGGAAGCCAAAAAGAAUGCACACAUGUCUAGUCCCAAAAUGGCAAAGGGAAAGAUUAAACAGAGAUUCGUAGUUGGGUCCAUAGCAUUACUUGUGGACCCUAGGCUUUUUAGCAUUACCGCUUGUUAGAAGGCUUUCAUGAGAAGAGAAGGAGUCUUGUGGAUUGUGCGGGCUCCUCCCUUGCUAUUUUCCUAGUCUAACUAGGAAAGUUUGUUAUGUUAGGAGUUAGCUGUCCUAGUCCAACUAGGAGAGUCCCAUUUCAGCUAGGACUGAUUAGUUAGUCAGUUUCCUAUUAUGUUUUGAUGUUUCUAUUCCUGCUAGGACUGCUGUAAUACUUGUAAUAGUGAUGCGGAUCCGGGUUCCCAAAAUAAGGAAUUGGAUCACUUAGGGCCCACCAGAAUGACUAAGAAGCUCAAUGUAAUGGUUGAGGGGUAUUCUUGUAAUUUCAGAAACAAUUUUAAGAGCUUAAGAGAGGAAAAUAAAUAGUAGGGUCAAACUGAAAUAUAAAAGUAGAAGAGGAGGGGUAAUGUGUAAUUGUUAAAGUGAGGGGGAGGAAUAAUAGAACACAAUUUCAGGACAGGGGCUUUCAUGUAAUAAUAGGGAAUAAACUCUUUUAAAACAAAAGGAAAAAAAAAAAACCUGUUUCUUCUUCUUCUUAUCGUGAGAACCAAAAACCAGCGGAACAGAAAAAAAAACUCCGAUAGAUCGGACUCCUUCGAUAGAGCUUGGUUUGACCUGAGCUUCGAAACGAAGGCUGCCAGCCUUAGGGUCUCUUGACUCCGACAAAUAAACACUUCAAACGAGAAGUAAGAGGAGCUGUAUUGUCCCUGCAACUCAGCUCUGGCGGUAAUAGGGAACCAGAUCUGAACGUGGUCUUGAACCUCUUGAUAGAACGACCCUCUGAAGACGAGAUUCUAGGGCUAGGGUCGCCUAGGGAAGGAGAACCCUCCACCAAAAUCUCAGUCCAAGCAGAUCAAGAAUGAGGGAGAUCGAUCCCUUUGUUUGGGACUGCAACUACCGCCCAGAAACAGAGAAAAGAAUACAAACCAGAAAAGGAAGAGAAAAGUAGAAGAAGAAAAUAGAAAGAGAAGAAAGGAGAAAA